UUCAAAUUAAUAGGAAGGAAAAUAGCAUCUUAACUCAUACAUAAAGCAUUAUUAUUUACUUACUUUAUUAAUAGCCAAGUCACAUGAAAAACAACGGAAAAGAAUAAAGGCGAUUACACAGCAGAGAUCGACGAAGAGUAUGAAGCCAAGGAAUUCAGUUAAGGUUCUUAAAGGUAAAACCAAUAACCAAUUGCUGGGAGACCAAAACGAGCUUGAUUAUAAUCCUGUUGAAGAUAUUAUUGACUCCAAUUCUUGGUUGGAUCAGCAGCUGACCUUUGGAAAUGAGGAAACCCAGCAUCCAAGAGGGAUAUUUAAUCAUCAUAAUACACUAAGCUCAAAGCUUAGUUUUGAAGAAUCGAGUAAUGGAAGGAAAAAAUUAGCCCACAUUACUGAUAUAAAUGAGAAAAUUUCAAAGAGGUCGACCAAGGCGAAAUUGACGAAAUAAGGAUACAUUAUCAAGAAUGAGCUCUUCUUCCAACAAAUAUGUCAUAUACGUCAAAGAUAACACCCUCAGAUCCAAAAAUAGCCAAUCUGAAACAAGUAAAGAGCACGUCCCAGAUAUUAGAGAAAGUGGACUGACUACUUCUCUCAAUCUCUUGCCACCUACUACCAAUAUGAAUGAUUCAGGAAUUUUGCUCAAUUCUCAACUCAACACAAAGAAGAGGAAGAAAAGUAGAUUUCAUGAGUCCUGAAACCUUCUCAAAUUAAACUUUUUCAAACAUAUGAGUCAACAGAGGAUUCAAAAGAUGAACAGCUUCAACAAGUCAAGGCUGAAUAACACUUCCAAUCCAAAGAAGAAACACAAUUAUUUCACUCCAAACCUGAAAAAUCCUGAAGAGUCUAUCCGGUCAAAAUCCAAAAACUCUCUGAUAAAGAAGCAGAAACAUCUUAGUGACAAUAUAUUAAAUAGGAAACAUCCCAAGUUGAAGAUCCAAGUACAGAAACAUAUGCUAGAGCUUAAGGAAAAUGAAGACAAGUCCACUGAUAAAUUAUAUGGUCUCGAAGAACUCACCAGCAUGAGUGCUUUUCAUCAAGGACGGAAGAAAACACCCCAAUUUAAGACUAACACAGAGUCAGAUAAAGGAAAUAGCUCUGGUAAAAAUUCUCAGGAUACAGAUACCAUCAGCCUUGGGUCUGAUGAGAAUGAUAUUCCUCUUCUCCAAGUCACAAGUUCUCAUGAUAAGAAGGCCAAGAGAAGUUCCUUAGCUGUUAACCCUUCCAGUAAAAUAACAAUGAUUAACUUAAAAUCUUUUACCUUGACAUAAGCUCUGGUAAGCCAAAGAACCAAGACAAAAGAGAUACUACAAAAG
Molecule: messenger RNA, 1310 nt
Organism: Moneuplotes crassus
Lineage: Eukaryota; Ciliophora; Spirotrichea; Euplotida; Euplotidae
Source: the annotation of a GenBank genome assembly